Messenger RNA from Prunus mume (Japanese apricot), 659 nucleotides. Lineage: Eukaryota; Viridiplantae; Streptophyta; Magnoliopsida; Rosales; Rosaceae. The record is from RefSeq and is a predicted model, not a curated record.
UUUCUAAGGGAACUUCCGUCGAACAGAUUACGAACGUUAAGAUCUUCCGAACUCUCGCAAGUUACUUGUGGAUGAAAGAUAACUAUGAAUUCCGUAUCAGGGUCAUUGCUGCCUUGGGCUUCUUGGUUGGGGCUAAGGUUCUCAAUGUUCAAUUGCCUUUCCUCUUCAAGCUUGCUGUGGAUUGGUUGAGCUCAGCUACUGGCAAUGCUACAGCACUUGCUUCUUUCACUGCCGCCAAUUCAACCCAGUUGGCUCUUUUUGCAACUCCUGUUUCGGUUUUAAUUGGAUAUGGGAUUGCACGCACGGGUGCUUCUGCUUUCAACGAAUUACGGACUGCUGUGUUUUCUAAAGUAGCACUGCGAACAAUCCGAUCAGUGUCUAGGAAGGUCUUCUCUCAUUUGGAUGACCUUGAUCUUCGGUAUCAUCUUAGUCGAGAAACCGGCGCACUAAAUAGGAUAAUUGACCGUGGUAGCCGUGCAAUAAAUUUUAUUCUAUCGUCUAUGGUGUUCAAUGUUGUGCCCACCAUCUUAGAGAUAUCUUUGGUUUCAGGUAUACUGGCUUACAAAUUUGGAGCACAUUUUGCAUGGAUCACUUCACUAUCAGUUGCUGCAUAUGUGGCAUUUACAUUGACUGUCACACAGGUCAUAAUCAAAUCUUGA